UUCUGUUUCCCUCAAACUCACAUUUUCUUCCUUCCUUUCUUAUUGGUAGCUUUUUCUCAUUUUUCUGCAACUUUCUCUUUCAAUGACAAAAAACAAAUAAAAGUGCACCGAAACCAACACCCCCAAACUGGCAAGUGCAAAGUCAGGCGUCAACCAAUCCCAUUCUCUUCUUCUCUUUCUGUUUCUUGAACCCUAAUAAUCAGUGAAGUUUCUCUCUUUUUCUAUGUUCUUGUGUUUGGAUCUGAAAAAAAAUUUGUCUAAAUGCUUUCUCUUUCCUUUAACUAGGGUUUUGUAUCAGAUUCCCCUCUAAAUUUGGCAAAACGCCGCCACUAUCACACUCUCUCUCUCUCUUGCUUUUUUGUGGUUAAUUAAUUAUACCCAUUUCUGUUUCUGCUCUUAGUAUGCUGGUUUAUUCCCUGCGCGAUAAGUUAAGAGGAGGAAGGUUUAGUUUUCUUUCGUUUUUUCUUUUUUUUGUUUCUGGGUCCUUUUAUUUUCUUUCUUGUUUUAGCUAAACAAAAGGAAAAUAUGGCGAGAGAGAAGAUUCAGAUCAAGAAGAUCCAUAACGCUACCGCUAGACAAGUCACGUUUUCCAAACGCAGAAGAGGCCUUUUUAAGAAAGCUGAAGAGCUUUCUGUUCUUUGCGACGCUGAUGUUGCUCUUAUUAUCUUUUCCGCUACUGGCAAGAUGUUUGAUUAUUGCAGCUCCAGCAUGAAGGAAUUACUAGAAAGGCAUAACUUGCAUUCAAAGAAUCUUGAGAAGCUGGAACAACCAUCUCUUGAGUUGCAGCUAGUAGAGAACACUAAUCACUCCAGGUUGAGCAAGGAGAUUACAGAGAAAAGCCAUCAACUGAGGCAAAUGAGGGGAGAAGAGCUUCAAGGAUUAAAUAUAGAAGAGUUGCAGCGGCUAGAGAAGUCUCUUGAAGCUGGACUAAGUCGUGUUAUAGAAAAGAAGGGAGAAAAAAUAAUGAAAGAAAUUGACGAACUUCAGAGAAAGGGAAUGCAAUUAAUGGAAGAGAACGAGCGACUAAGACAGCAAGUCGUGGAGAUGUCUAAUGGCGGAAAGCAGACUGCUGCAGAUUCAGAAAUUGUAGUUUAUGAAGAAGGGCAGUCAUCAGAGUCGGUGACCAAUGUCUGCAACUCGAAUGGUGCACCACACGACUAUGAAAGCUCUGAUACGUCCCUCAAGUUGGGGUUGCCAUACUCUGGAUAAAUGGGGAGAGCUGGAAGGAGAAUGUUUUAGCAUCCAAUGAGUGCAAAACCAUGGUUUGAAGUUGGAAGUGACUGACUCUGUUUGUAUAAUUUGUUUAACUUUAACCCAGUGCUGCCUUGCAAUCCAUGAAUCCAUUUAAGUACUUGUAUACUUUGUUAUUG
This is a messenger RNA of Jatropha curcas, 1370 nucleotides long. RefSeq names its product K-box region and MADS-box transcription factor family protein (gene SVP). Gene Ontology annotation, biological process: positive regulation of transcription by RNA polymerase II. Lineage: Eukaryota; Viridiplantae; Streptophyta; Magnoliopsida; Malpighiales; Euphorbiaceae. The record is from RefSeq and is a predicted model, not a curated record. Gene Ontology annotation, molecular function: RNA polymerase II transcription regulatory region sequence-specific DNA binding; DNA-binding transcription factor activity; protein dimerization activity. Gene Ontology annotation, cellular component: nucleus.